AUGUUAUUCGGUACGACUGGUUAUACAAAAUUAACCGAUUUUGGAUUUGCUAAAAUUGUUUCCAGUCGAAUCUACACUCUCUGUGGUACCGCACAGUAUCUGGUACCUGAAAUAUUAUCACAAAAAGGAUAUGGUAAAGGAGUGGACUGGUGGACGGACGCUUGGUGUUUUCAUUUACAAAGAGAGUAUAAAUUUUCAAAAUAUUUUAGUGAUUAUUGUCGAGAUUUAAUUCGUCAUUUAUUACAAUCUGAUACAUCUCGACGCUUUGGAUGCCUAUCAAAUGGUACCAGUGAUAUUAAAUCUCAUAAAUGGUUUAAAAAUAUGAAUUGGAUAGCAUUAUAUCAUAAAAAUAUUAGACCAGAAUAUGUACCGCAAAUACUAGAAAGACAUGAAUUAGAGUUUUUUGAAAAUAAAACAGAAUUAAAUAUACAAAAGUCGCCAACAAUGUUAUUCCCAGAAGAAUUUGAAGAUUUUUGA
This is a messenger RNA of Didymodactylos carnosus, 477 nucleotides long. NCBI's taxonomy places the organism in Eukaryota, Metazoa, Rotifera, Eurotatoria, Philodinida, Philodinidae. The record is from the annotation of a GenBank genome assembly.